AACCAAACCGACCCCUUUCAUUCGUCUCCUAAUAAAUCUCAAGAGAGUUUUUUUUGCAAUUUCAAUUUCAGUUUUUUUUCAGAUCUCAAAACUUUUCCUCGUUUCCGAUUCGAUUCGAUUCUUCUCUCGUCUGCUUUCCUCAAAGGUUUUUUCAUCACUUUAUGCUUCACAAGCGAGCUAGUGAAGCUAACGAGAAGAGCGAUAACAGCAUCGGUUCCGAUUUAGCAUCCAAGAAACGACGUAUCGAUAUCACUGAUUCUUCUUCCGCGUCUGAUAAGUCUUUGGUUGUAGCUUCUGGUAGUAGUAGUAGCAGCGGAUUUCUCGGCGAUAGCGUUGUUCAGCAACUCGACAUGGCUUUUGGUAACUCGAAUCGUCAGGAGAUCGAUGAGGAUCUUCACAGUCGGCAGCUCGCUGUCUAUGGUCGUGAGACUAUGAGGCGUCUCUUUGCUUCGAAUGUUCUCAUCUCUGGGAUGCACGGCCUUGGCGCCGAGAUUGCCAAGAAUCUUAUUCUUGCUGGUGUUAAGUCUGUGACCCUGCAUGAUGAAAGAGUUGUAGAGCUAUGGGACUUAUCUAGCAACUUUGUUUUCUCGGAGGAUGAUGUUGGCAAGAAUAGAGCGGAUGCUUCUGUUCAGAAGUUACAGGAUCUUAACAAUGCUGUGGUUGUCACUAGCUUGACCAAAAGCUUAUCCAAAGAGGAUCUUUCUGAUUUCCAGGUUGUUGUUUUCUCUGACAUAAGCAUGGAAAGAGCAAUCGAAUUUGAUAACUAUUGUCACAGCCAUCAGCCUCCCAUCUCUUUUGUUAAGGCUGAUGUCAGGGGUCUUUUUGGCUCUGUCUUUUGUGAUUUUGGGCCUGAAUUUGCGGUUCUCGAUGUUGAUGGUGAGGAACCCCAUACAGGCAUCAUUGCGUCUAUCUCUAAUGAGAACCAGGCAUUUAUUUCCUGUGUCGACGAUGAGAGGCUUGAAUUUCAAGAUGGUGACCUAGUUGUUUUCUCAGAAGUUGAGGGUAUGACGGAAUUGAAUGAUGGGAAACCAAGGAAGAUAAAAAGUGCACGGCCAUAUUCAUUCACCCUUGAUGAGGACACUACAAACUAUGGAACAUAUGUUAAGGGUGGUAUUGUCACUCAAGUGAAACAACCAAAGUUGCUGAAUUUCAAGCCAUUGAGGGAAGCUCUUAAAGAUCCUGGGGAUUUUCUAUUUAGUGAUUUCUCUAAGUUUGAUCGGCCUCCACUCCUUCACUUAGCAUUCCAGGCACUUGAUCAUUUUAAAUCUGAAGCUGGCAGAUUUCCUGUUGCUGGCUCAGAAGAAGACGCUCAGAAGCUUAUAUCGAUUGCCACAGCCAUCAAUACCGGGCAGGGUGAUUUAAAGGUGGAUAAUGUUGACCAGAAGCUUCUACGACACUUCUCCUUUGGAGCCAAGGCUGUCCUGAACCCCAUGGCUGCAAUGUUUGGUGGUAUUGUUGGACAGGAGGUUGUUAAAGCUUGCUCUGGAAAAUUUCAUCCUCUCUUCCAGUUCUUCUACUUUGAUUCAGUGGAGUCACUCCCCACUGAACCUCUGGAUUCAAGUGACUUUGCACCAAGGAACAGCCGGUACGAUGCCCAAAUAUCUGUAUUUGGGGCCAAAUUCCAGAAGAAACUCGAAGAUGCUAAAGUUUUUACAGUCGGGUCUGGUGCACUUGGGUGUGAGUUCUUGAAAAAUAUGGCUCUGAUGGGGGUGUCU
Camelina sativa (false flax) is the source of this 1715-nucleotide messenger RNA. RefSeq names its product ubiquitin-activating enzyme E1 1. Gene Ontology annotation, cellular component: SUMO activating enzyme complex; cytoplasm. Gene Ontology annotation, biological process: protein sumoylation. Gene Ontology annotation, molecular function: SUMO activating enzyme activity. Lineage: Eukaryota; Viridiplantae; Streptophyta; Magnoliopsida; Brassicales; Brassicaceae. The record is from RefSeq and is a predicted model, not a curated record.